Messenger RNA from Macrosiphum euphorbiae (potato aphid), 3438 nucleotides. NCBI's taxonomy places the organism in Eukaryota, Metazoa, Arthropoda, Insecta, Hemiptera, Aphididae. The record is from the annotation of a GenBank genome assembly.
AUGGCUAAAAUUGGUAAUAUAGAAGAAUUCAAAUUACAGCAAGAAGAAGAUUUCGAAACCUGGGUAGAACGACUAGAACUCUAUAUGCUGGUGAAUAAAAUAAAAGAAAAUAAAGCAGCUAUAUUUUUAACCUUAAUUGGAAGUGAAGGUUAUAAAGUACUUAAAUCUCUUUGUACUCCAGAACUACCUAAAGAUGUCGAGUAUGAAAAGCUAGUAAGUAAUAUGAAAGAUUACUUACAACCGAAAGUUUCGAUUCUUGCUGAACGUUCCAAAUUCCGUAAUUGUCUACAAGAAAACAAUGAAACGAUCACUGAAUUUAUGACAAAACUACAAAAAUUAUCCAUAUUGUGUGGUUUUGGAAAUAACUUGGAGGAAGCAUUACGUGAUCAAAUAGUUCAUGGUGUAAGCGACCGUAUGCUUAAAAAGAAACUAUGUGAAGAACCGAAUUUGACUUAUGGAAGAACUAAAGAAAUAUGUCAAGCACACGAGGGCGCAGAGAAAAGUCUGGAGAAUUUUCAACAGGCUACCAAAGGAGAUCUCAACUUCAUAAAAAAGAAGGCAUCAAACAAAUGGAAGGAGCCAAAUUGGAAAAAUGGGAAGAAUGGUGACAAUGCUGACGGCACAUGUACAUGUUGUGGUAAUAUGAAUCAUGUUUUUGGUAAUUGUUAUUUUAAAAAUCGAAAUUGUGAAAUAUGUAAUAAGAAGGGACAUUUAAAAAAGGUUUGUUAUUUUAAUAAAAAUAAAACUGACAAGGUUCAAUCUAAGUUUUCAGAUGAAAAAAAUAAAAAUCAUAAUAAAAGUAACUUUGGUACAAGGAAUAAAAAAGUUUUUAAAAACAAAAUAAAUAAAUCAAAUCAUUUUUUGGAAUCAGAUAAUUUAGACAUAGACACAUUAUUUCAAAUAGAAGUAGUGAAUAAAAAAAAUAAUAACAUAACAAUUAAAGUUCAAAUUGAAAAUGAAAUAAUUGAUAUGCAAUUAGAUACAGGUUCAGCCAUUUCAGCAAUAUCUUUAUCAGAUUAUGAAAAUAAUUUUAAUUAUUUAACUAUUGUUAAAACAAAUUUGAAUUUAAGAAGUUACUCGGGUGAUAGUAUUACACCAAUUGGUUUAAUUAAUGUUAAAGUUAAAUUUAAUGAAAAAGAUUAUGACUUAAAAUUAUAUAUUGUUGAAAAUGGUGGCCCACCUUUGUUAGGUAAUGAUUGGUUGAAGUAUUUAGGUAUUAAGGUUAAUAUUGAUUUUGAAAUGAAUAAUAUUACAAGUCAGAAUCACUCAAAUCAAAUUAAAGAAUUAAUAACUAAAUUUCCUGAAGUUUUUACUGAUAAACUAGGUACUUACAAUAAAAAUAAAUGUAAAUUGUAUUUGAAAGAAAAUUUUAAACCAAUUUUCUUUAAACCAAGAUCCUUGCCUUAUAAAAUUAAAGACCAAGUAGGAGCUGAACUUGAUAGGUUAGUUAAAGAGGGUAUAUUUACACCAGUAGAAACAUGUGAUUUUGGAACUCCUAUAGUACCAGUAAUUAAAGCCAAUGGAUCUAUUCGUAUUUGUGGAGAUUAUAAAGUUACUAUCAAUCCUUACUUAAAAGUAGAUAGGUAUCCACUUCCACGGAUAGAAGAUUUAUUUUCUAACAUCAGUGGUAGUGUAAUAUGGUCAAAAAUUGAUUUAUCUCAAGCAUAUACACAGUUAUUAGUUGAAGAAAAUUCUAAAGAAAUUCUGACUUUAUCAACUCAUCAAGGGUUAUAUGUACCAAAUAGAUUAAUGUAUGGAAUUGCUUCAGCGCCAGGGAUUUUUCAGAGAGAGAUGGAAAAUUUAUUUAGGAAAAUAGACAAUGUGGUUUGUUUUUUAGAUGAUAUUUUAAUUCAUAGUGAUAGUGUAGCUUCACAUAUAAAUAAACUAAAUGAAGUUUUUAACAAGUUGAAAGAAUGUGGUUUAACAGUUAGAGAAGAAAAAUGUGCAUUUUUUCAAGAUGAAAUACAGUAUUUAGGGUACAAAAUAAAUAAACAUGGAUUAAAUACAAGUGAAACAAAAAUUAAAGCAAUUGUAGAUGCACCAAUUCCCACUAAUAUAACACAAGUUAAGUCUUUUUUAGGGAUGAAAUGUGACAAUGCUUUUAAUGAAAUAAAAAAAAUUCUAACUUCAGCUCCAAUAUUAACACAUUUCAAUCAAAAUUACAAAAUUAAAUUGUCAUGCGAUGCUAGUUCCUAUGGUAUUGGGGGUGUAAUUUCACAUAUCUUACCAAACAAUGAAGAAAGGCCGAUCGCAUAUACUUCUAGAACAUUGAAUCUGGCCGAACAAAAAUAUUCUCAGAUAGAUAAGGAGGCAUUAGCUAUAGUGGCAGCUAAUAGGAUACAGAGAUAUGCCUUGUUCUUAGCGAAUUAUGAUUAUAGUAUUCAGUAUGUUAAAUCUGAAAAUAACCAAAGUGCUGAUGCAUUAAGAUGGCCAAAUGCUAAGGUUAAAAUCAUUCAAGAACCAAUUAGAUCAUACUACUUACAAAAACAUGAAUUAACUGUUGAACAAAAUUGUAUUUUACUAGGUCACAGAUUAGUUGUACCAAAAUGUUUACAGGAGAUUUUCUUAAAUGAAUUGCACAGUACUCAUUUUGGUGUUGUUAAGUUAAAAAUGAUGGUUAGAAAUUAUUUUUGGUGGCCACAACUAAACAAACAUAUUGAUCAGUUAGUAGCUUCAUGUAGUACCUGUAUUAAAUUCAGAAAAGAACCUACUAAGUCUUCAUUACAUGUAUGGGAAUAUCCUAAUGAACCGGGGGAAAGGAUACAUGCUGAUUUCUUAGAACUUAAUAAAAAAAUGUUUAUUGUGAUAAUAGAUGAGUUUUCUAAAUGGCCAGAAGUUAUACCAAUGACUUCAACUACUGCAUUAAAUACUAUAAAUGUUAUGAGGGAAUUUUUCUCUAGGUAUGGUAUUUGUCAAACUUUUGUGACUGAUAAUGGACCACAGUGGACUUCUAAAGAAUUUCAAAUAUUUAUUAAAAAUAAUUGUAUCAAACACAUUUUAACACCACCUUAUCAUCCACAAAGCAAUGGGGCAGCGGAGAAUAUGGUAGAUUAUAGAAACACUAUUCAUUGUACCACAGGUAAAAGCCCAGCUGAAUUGCACAUGAAUAGAAAAUUAAAUAGUAAAUUUGAUUUAAUUAUUAAACAGUUCAAUAAGGAACCAUACAUAAAUAAUAAUUUGGAUGUAAAAACUAAGGUUGAACUAACAAGGAAUUAUAGCAAAGGACAGAAAUGGAUUACAGGAAAAAUUAAAGAGAAAGUAGGAAAAGUAAUUUUUAUUGUGGACUCUGAAUGUGGGCAAAUUAAGAGACACAUUGAUCAACUUUUACUACACAAAUUAAAAGAGAGAGAUGUGAGUGAGGAAAAAGUUGAUAUAAAUGAUAGUAUGGAAGUAAGGCGAUCUAAAAGACAUAUUAAUAAACCAAAAAAGUUUUUGUAA